Molecule: messenger RNA, 5879 nt
Organism: Mirounga angustirostris (Northern elephant seal)
Lineage: Eukaryota; Metazoa; Chordata; Mammalia; Carnivora; Phocidae
Product: stromal membrane-associated protein 1-like
Biological process (GO): regulation of clathrin-dependent endocytosis
Cellular component (GO): cytoplasm
Molecular function (GO): metal ion binding; GTPase activator activity
Source: RefSeq, a predicted model, not a curated record
UUUUUUUUUAAGAUUUUAUUUAUUUAUUUGAGAGAGAGAGAAUGAGAGACAGAGAGCAUGAGAGGGAGGAGGGUCAGAGGGAGAAGCAGACUCCCUGCCGAGCAGGGAGCCCGAUGCGGGACUCGAUCCCGGGACUCCAGGAUCAUGACCUGAGCCGAAGGCAGUCGCUUAACCAACUGAGCCACCCAGGCGCCCCUAUUAUGAAAUUUUUAAAUAAUAUUUUUAGGACUAUUAGUUGUUGUAAAAUAGUAAUGAUUCUGAUAAUUUGUUCAGAAAAUGUAUUAGAGUCCUUCUCUGUCAUUUUAUUUUAUGAGUCUUACUUAUAAAAAUGUAGAACAGGAAUUUGUAUUUUAACCUCAUCUUAAAUCUGUCUUACUCUGGGAAUUUAAUCCAUUCAUAUAUAUUUCUUGAAGCAUAGUUUCUUUUUAUUACUUAACUGUCUUUUGUACUUGUUUUCUUUUUUUUUUUGCAUUUCCUUACAUUUGCUAAAUUGAUCAAGUUUCUUUUAAUGACCAUCUCUCUCUCUUCCCACUUAUAUACCAUCCCAGGUCCAGUGUUUUUGGUUGAAUCUUCAAGUCUCCUCCUGGAAUUUUUUGUUUGUUUGUUUCUCCUUAAACAUUUUAUAUACAACGAAAUAUAACUGCAAUGAAAGGCAAGAGGUUCACUUGUGUGAAGAUAUACUGUGCUCUUGAUUUGCCACCUCACAUUGAUACAUCUAAAAAUAUUAAGAGUAUAUGAAUCCAGUAACAUUUAAUUUUUACCAACUUCGUAUUGGGAAUGCAAAUUGGGAAAAGAGACAAAUUGAUUUGGCAUUAGGGCCUAUCAUUAAUUUAUUAAUAAGUUCCUUCACAGUUAGAUAAGAGACAGUAAAUCCGUCAGAGGAUUCUAGUCUACAGGCUUAGUUUGUCUUUGACUUCUUGGUAAAAGUUUCUAGCUGUGUAAAGCCCAAAACUCCCAAAAAGGUUAGAAACAAAAAUCAAGUAAGCUUAUCCCUUACAGGAUAAGGUGCUACACUGCUUUUUAAAAAAUUCUAUUUUCACAGUGGACUAGAAGAACAUUUUACCUAAAAAUUUGCUGCUUUAUUUUAUUUUUUUAAUUUAAUUUACUCUUUUUUAGAGAGAGAGAGCAUGCAAGCAGGGGCAGGGUAAGGGCAGAGGGAGAGGGAGAGAGAAUCUUAAGCAGGCUCCACGCUCAGUGUGGAGCCCGACACGGGCUUGAUCUCACAACCCUGAAUCAUGAAAUCAAGAGUCAGACGCUUAACCAACUGAGCCACCUAGGUGCCCCUCUGCUUUCUUCUUUUAUGUCAAAGAGCAUGGUGAUAGUUUGCUUUCUUUUGUCUUCACCUUCUUCUCAGCCUUCUCUUGCUUUUAAUUUCUUAAAAUCACACUCCUCUAAGUGAGCACUCUGCACAAUUAUUUUAAUAUGACAGGGCAUUUUACUAAAAUUUGUAUCAGUUACAUUCCCUCAGUGCUACCGUAUAUCUGCACAAGAAGAGUAUAGUAGAUUUUCUUAAGUUUUCCCUAAUGUGUCUUCUGUUUUAAGAAUCCUAACUCAAAAAUUAUACUUUACAGUCCUAUUAUUGGCUACAUCUGUUUAACUGUAAUCACCAGAGAUUUAUUUUUCAGUAAUACUUUCUUCUUUGUAUCCUCAACUCCUGUCUUGAGAUCUUUGUUCUUUUUUACAUUUUCACUGGAUAGGAAAAACUCCUCCAAUAAUCAUUAGCUUGAUGGUAUGCUUUUUUAAUCCUUGCAUAUCUAAAAUAUGGCUUUAUUUUGCCUUCACAUUUGAAUGAAUUUUAGUUGAGUAUACUAUUUCUGGCACAUAAUCCUUUUCUUUCAUUAUUCAUAAAUGUUUCAGGAUUUUCUGUAUUCUGGUGUUGCACGUAAGAGGCUAAUGGUAGUCUUUUUUUAAAGUUAAAUUUCAGUAAAUAUUAACAUCUCAAAUUUUAAUCACUUAUCUCUAAAAACUUUCAGUUAUGUUCUUUAGGAAAUUAAAGACAAUAUGUAAGCCACUGGUGUACAAAUACUGUGUUUAAAGUUUCUCUGCAGUGUGGCUUUGCAUAUCCAGAAAGGAGACUUUAGUGAUGAAUUCAUUUUCCUUUAUACUACGCAUGCAUUUCACACUUGCAAAAGACAAUGAUUUAUGUGAUAAACUUCGAAUUAAUAGAUAGUUACAGGCAUCACAGCAAUCUUUAUUCCCCAUCUUUUCAUUGCUUUUGCUAAGAAACUUACCUGAAAUAUAGAUGUACGUCUGUAACCUUACAUUUUUGUUUGGCAGUGUGUAAGACUUUUCCUGUGAAGUUCAUCAAAUUCUAUAUAAGUUUAUCUUUUUCUCUUUUUGGAACUAGUAUUGUUCAUAUAUUAGAUCUUGUCUUUUUUCCUCAUUAUUUUUAUUUUUUGGUAUUUUCACUCAAUGUUAUAGGAUAAUCUUCCAUUUGAUCCUCAAAAUCAUGAUUCUGGUUUUUAGCAGUAGCUAUUGUUUUUCUAGUUUUCCAUUGCAUCUUUAAUAUAAAUCCUGGGUUUUAAAAAAAAACACUUCUAGAAUCUCCUUUGUGCUUUAAUUUAUAUGGCCUAAAAAAUUCUUACUACAGUUUUAUUAAAGUGCUUUUUGUUCUGUACAUUUAUUUUUUAUUACUUAUUUUUUAAAGUAAUCUCUACACCCAAUGUGGAGCUUGAACUCACAACCCUGAAAUCAAGUGUUGAUGCUCUACUGACUGAGCCAGCCAGGCACCUCUAUUUCUUACAUUUAAUCAUUUUCUCCAGAAUGUUUGCUCUAGUCUUCCUCCCUCACGUUGCUAUAUCCCUAUUAUUUUUUGCUAGCUCUUGUCAGUAGAUGUGGUUUCUGUACAUAUCUGUCCAAGUCAGGUUGCUGAGUUCUCUAGGAUUACAGCAGAUUGAUAGGUAGUAGAAGUUGAGGUGUGGAUUUUUUUUUUUCCUUUGUUGGCAAGUUGAGAUCUCUCUGUCCUCAGCCCAGUAGUAUAGCUCUCCUUUUGAGCUGCCAGCAGCAGAAAUAAAAGAUAAGAUCUUCUACAGCUGGAUGUAGGCAGUUUAAAGGACUUAAUUUUCUCAAGCCUGUGCUGAUUACAAUAUGCUGCUCUGGGAUUAGUUUUGGAAAUGCUAUUAGCCAGUAAGAUUACUUUGUGCUUAGUAGGCAUAAACAGGGGCUUGAAAUGGUUCAGUGCACUUGAAGAGCUGAUAUGUGAAUAUCAUUGCUAUAGAAAUGUAUCCAAGUACAGAACAUUGUGAUGGUCAUUGUUCUAUUUCAGGCUCAUUAUUUAGCAAAACUCCACAAUACAGGCAAUAAAAAUAUAUUUGAUGUCCAUAAGCAUCCACUAAAUCAAAUGCUUAUUACAUAAGUCAUGGUCUUUUGAAUGUAUGAGAUAGAUGUACAUUAUAAUAGAAGAAAAUGAAUUCAUCAUCGAAAUUUUAUUUGACACUCAAAGCCAUGCUGCAGAGAAACUUAAACAUAACACUUGUACAUCAGUUGCUUUGGUUAAAGUAUUUUUAGAUCAUUGAUUAAAAAUUAAGGUGUUAGGCCGCCGCUCCUCCUCCAGUUCCAGCUGCUGCCGCCGCCGCUUCCUGGGCUGAGUCUCCAUGCGGUCUCGGCGGCUCCAGGUGUGUUCAUGCUGCCCAGCUCCUGCCUGAGUCCGCCACCGCCAUAGCUUCCCCGGGGUCCCUCCCCCGCCCCCCCACCCCCCCACCCCCCCGCUGCCGAGAUGGUGACGGGCUCCUGCUGGGAGAAGGCUCAGAAGCUGAAGGAGCAGCACCAGCUCAUCCUGCCCAAGCUGCUGAGGGAGGAGGACAAAAAGUACUGCACCGACUGUGAGUCCAAAGGUCCUCGAUGGGCUUCCUGGAAUAUUGGUGUAUUUAUUUGCAUCAGAUGUGCUGGAAUCCAUGGAAAUCUUGGGGUUCAUAUAUCCAGGGUCAAGUCAGGCAACCUAGACCAAUGUACACCACAACAGAUACAGUGCAUGCAAGAUAUGGAAAAUACUAAAGCAAGACUGCUCUCUGAAGCCAAUCUUCCAGAGAACUUUCAAAGACCACAGACAGAUCAAGCAGUGGAAUUUUUCAUCAGAGAUAAAUAUGAAGAGAAGAAAUACUACGAUAAAAAUGCAAUAGCUAUUACAAAUAAAGAAAAGAAAAAAAAAAAAGAAGAGAAAGAAAAGGAGCCAGAAAAGCCUGCAAAACCUCUUACAACUGAAAAGCUGCAGAAGAAAGAUCAGCAGUUGGAGCCCAAAAAAAGUACCAACCCUAAAAAAGCUGCGGAGCCCACUGUUGAUCUUUUAGGACUUGAUGGCCCUGCUGAGGCACCAGUGACCAAUGGGAACACAACCACGGUGCCGUCCCUGAACAAUGAUCUAGACAUCUUUGGACCAAUGAUCUCUAACCCCUUACCUGCAACUGUCAUACCCCCAGCUGAGGGGAUGCCCUCUAUACCUGCAGCUGCCACUUUGUCUACAGUAAUAUCUGGAGAUCUGGAUCUGUUCACCGAGCAAGCUACAAAGUCAGAAGAGGUGGCAAAGAAACAACUCUCCAAAGAACCUUUAUAUGGUACCGGAACCAUUCAGCAGCAGAGUACUCCUGGUGUGUUUAUGGGACCCACAAAUACACCUGCAGCUCCUGGCCUUCACGGAAAUGUGAUGGGACAGAGUGCAAGCAUGAUGGUGGGCAUGCCCAUGCCCAAGGGGUUUAUGGGAAAUGCACAAGCUAGUGUGAUGCCACUUCCUCCAAAUGUGGUUGGCCCCCAAGGAGGAAUGGUGGGACAGAUGGGUGCACCGCAGAGUAAGUCUGGCCUGCCGCAAGCUCAACAGCCCCAGUGGAACCUCUCACAGAUGAAUCAGCAAAUGGCUGGCAUGAGUAUCAGUAGUACGAACCCAACAGUGGGUUUUGGCCAGCCCCCCAACACAACAGCAGGAUGGUCUAGAAGCUCAUCGGGUCAGACUCUCAGCACACAGCUAUGGAAGUGAAAACUGCAGUGCAAGUUUCAUCCAGAACUACCACCUGACACUCCUUGCUAAAACGCAUCUAGUUCCCCUGUUUAUUCAUGUACAUAUAUUUUUUUUUUCCUCAUUUGUUCAUAUUAAGAAUUACCUGACUGACCGUGUUGGUCUGUACUGAUUAAAUUUGAUGUGAAAAGCAGGUUGAGAAACCAUUUUAUGUCAAGGGCAGCUUUGCUCAUUUCCCAUGAUUUCAUAAACCACAUUAUUUGAGAAGCUGCUCAGUCAACUUGCAGUAUCAGUUUUACUCUCAAUAAAAUUAUAGCUCUAAUAUCUGCAUAUAAGGGAAGUAGUUAUCAUGUUAGCAAUACCUCUAACAGUCUAAACCGCACCCCCAGAUUAGCCAGUAAUCCUUACGAAGGUACUGUAUGAUCAAAUGUUUAAUCAUAUAAAUAGAAUGUAAAUGUAUCACUGAGUACUGUUUUCUAGUAUAUCAAAAUUCUUCUAUUUCUUCAUUCACUUCACUGUGCUGUUGUUAUGAUGUGCUUAACAGGGAACAUGGUUAGUGAAAGGAAGAUAAACCUGGAUGUUACUACAAAACUUAGUUUAAUGAAUGUUUAAAGAACUCAAAUUUUAUCUGUCUCUCCUGUAAUUGGAUCUCUUCUUAUGUAUAUAGUGCUAAUAACAUGAAGACCUUUCUCUGCACUAUAUCCAAACAGGGUAUCUAAACAUAAAGUCACUUUGAAUCCUUGAAGGUAUAUCCAGGUUUAUGACAGUAAUUGUGUUUACGUUUUAUGGUGCCUAGUGUUGACAAAAUGUUAUAUCCCUAUAUUAAACAGAUGAAUCCAUAAAAAAAAUGUGUUAAUAUUUAUUAACAUUUAAGUUAAAAAAUCAGUUCAGUAUACUCGAAUUAUUCCUUACCACUAAAUAAAAUUAUAUUUCA